This is a messenger RNA of Fulvia fulva, 777 nucleotides long. RefSeq lists its product as uncharacterized. The transcript has 2 exons. Lineage: Eukaryota; Fungi; Ascomycota; Dothideomycetes; Mycosphaerellales; Mycosphaerellaceae. Bases 1 to 777 code for a protein of 258 amino acids. Gene Ontology annotation, molecular function: protein binding. The record is from RefSeq and is a predicted model, not a curated record.
AUGGGCAACGCCGAAGAGAUGCACCAAGCGCAAAUCAAUCGCUCCAUCCGCACCAUCAAGGCUGAGCUCGAAUACCUCUGCGAUGCCUCAGUCAUCACCCCACAAGCCCUCAACCAGCUUCUGCAGCACAUUCCCCAGCAGACAGCCCUCCAUGCGCCGCUCUCAGUCGGCGCACUCCCCAGCGCAGGACAGAGCGCAAUCCCCGUAGCGCCAACCGCACAACCUCAGCCGCAAUCGCAACCUCCCACAUCGCCUAUGAACAACCUAAACCUCCACAAUAACCCACCGCCGCAACAGAACGGCCACCUGAACGAGAAGAACAGCGGCUACUUCGCCCCAGAGAACCCUCCCCCAGCCUACAACGCCCCACCGCCAGCCGCAAACUGGCCACCACUCUGCCAGGCCACAGCCCUCUACGCAUACACUUCUACCGAUGCCGGCGACCUUGAGCUUCACCCGCACGACCACGUGACUGUCACGGAGUAUAUGAACGCCGAAUGGUGGAAGGGCAAGUCGUCCAGGACUGGACAGGAGGGCAUCUUCCCCCGUAGCUACGUCAAGGUCACAGAAGAGAAGGGCGCUGCUCCAAUGGCACAGGCGAAUGGCAACAACUAUGGAAACAUGCCACUUGAGACGAGCGGGAUGGGUAAUGGAGAUGGUAAGGUCCCUGGAAAGGGACAGGAGAUGGGCAAGAAGUUUGGAAAGAAGCUGGGCAAUGCCGCGAUCUUUGGUGCUGGAGCGACGAUUGGUGGAAACAUUGUAAACUCCAUCUUCUAA